GGAGGGGUAUCUCACCCAAAACCAAAACCAAAACCCCCCAAUUUUCCCCCUCACUCCCUCGCACGGUUCCGACUCCAUGCUCCGCCACCCCACCUGUAUACAGUGCACUCACCGCCACCCUCCAUGUUACGCAGACUCCUCUCCUCCUCCACUUCUCUCUUCCCCUUAAGAAUCCCUAAUCCUCUCUCCUAUCCCUGUCCCAAAAAGAUAUUUCUCCCAAAUAUCUCCCUCUGCUCUCCAAUCUCCCAAAUGUCACGUCCGCCCUCCGUCCCCAUCCCUUCCGUCGACAAGGCCGACCGCGUGGAGCUCAUCCGGGCCCUGGAGACCUCGCUGGGCUCCGCGUUCAGCCCCGAGCCCAUAACGCCGACCCCAGGCCCGUUAAUCGUGGUGAUCAGUGGGCCGAGCGGGGUCGGCAAGGACGCCGUCAUCAAACGGCUGAGAGAGGUCCGUCAAAACCUUCACUUCGUCGUCACCGCCACGAGCCGAGCCAGGCGACCCGGCGAGGUCGACGGCGAGGACUACUACUUCGUGUCCAAGGAAGAGUUCCUGAGAAUGGUGGAGAGGAACGAGUUGUUGGAGUACGCGCUUGUGUACGGCGAGUACAAGGGGAUUCCGAGGCGGCAGGUGCGGGAGUACAUGGCGAGGGGGUGCGACGUCGUUUUGAGAGUGGAUAUCCAGGGCGCCAGAACGCUGAGGAGGAUUUUGGGGGACUCGGCGGUGUUCGUGUUCGUGGUGGCGGAGAGCGAGGCGGUGAUGGUUGAGAGGCUGGUGGAGAGGCGGACGGAAAACCGGGAGCAGCUGCUAGUGCGGAUCGCCACGGCGAGAGAGGAGGUGACGCACGUGAGGAGCUUCGACUACGUGGUGGUGAACAGGGACGGGGAGCUCGAGAGGGCGGUGCGGCUCGUGGAGUCGAUCAUCGACGCCGAGAAGGCGAAGGUGCGGCAACGUGGGGCUGUGAUAUAGCGGUGAGGUGGAGUGAUUAUGGCUGUAUAAAGAGGAGCUUUGCAAAUUCGGCUCUUUUCAGUGGCUGGCUGGCAUGGGAAUUCAUUUUUAAUUUUUAUUAUUUGGCUUGGUGGCAGAUGCUUAGUAUGAUAGUUGUGCAAGUCUCAAUCAUGAGAAGAAGCCAAAAAUGGUAGAGGAGAAAAUGGAUGAUUUAUUCCCCAAUGUUAAUGACAUUUAGUUUUGAAACUUUCUAGAAUUUUCAAUCAGAUUCUAUAUACCUAGAAUCGUCCAUCAGAUUCCAUGUUAA
This is a messenger RNA of Alnus glutinosa, 1249 nucleotides long. Its product is annotated as guanylate kinase 2, chloroplastic/mitochondrial. Gene Ontology annotation, cellular component: cytosol. Gene Ontology annotation, biological process: purine nucleotide metabolic process. The transcript is spliced from 2 exons. NCBI's taxonomy places the organism in Eukaryota, Viridiplantae, Streptophyta, Magnoliopsida, Fagales, Betulaceae. The record is from RefSeq and is a predicted model, not a curated record. Bases 124 to 963 code for a protein of 279 amino acids. Gene Ontology annotation, molecular function: GMP kinase activity.